This is a messenger RNA of Acanthoscelides obtectus, 1354 nucleotides long. The record is from the annotation of a GenBank genome assembly. NCBI's taxonomy places the organism in Eukaryota, Metazoa, Arthropoda, Insecta, Coleoptera, Chrysomelidae.
CGCAGCGGUACUCCAUGCCGCAAUUUAAAUUUUUAAUACAUUUUUCUAUCGGUAUAUUUGUCCUACGCCCUGGCCGUCUAGGUAUGCAAUCAUGUCUAUUUUUAGGAGCGCCUGGCUUGCACGAAGUUUAUUGGUGUAAGUCUGUCAGUUUGUUUCGGAGCGUCAAAGUAACGAGAGCUGAUCUGCGGUAUUCCGUGCCGCAACGCGACCGGUCAUGGAUAGAAGAGCCUUCAGGAAACCACUUACUGAGAAAGAAUUACGUUACCUAGCGGAGAACUGGUCUGAUUAUGAGGAUGAUGUCGAUUUUGAGAGUGAAAGCUGUUAUAUGCUCUUUGUGACAGUAAAACGUAUUACACUUGGAAAUUUGAAAUAUAUUGUGGAUUACAACGUGAGGGACCCUUCAAAAAUUCAAACAAACCAUUCGAUAUUGUGCAGAGAUUAGUGCAGAUAAUAAAAAACACUAAAAGAAAUUUAACUACAGAUAAUUAUUACACUAGUUAUGAAUUGGCAGAAUAUCUUUUAAAAAAUGGUCUAACUUUGACUGGUACACUAAAAAAAACAAAAGGGAAUUUCCGCCUGAAUUCCUACCGAGCAAGUUGCGGUCAGUUGGAUCGUCUAUGUUUGGAUUCCAACCUGAUGUCACUUUAGUAUCCCAUGUUUCUAAAAAAAAUGAAGCUGUAAUUUUGCUGUCCACCAUGCAUAACAACGAUGAAAUUGAUGAGGAAACACAAAAACCAGAAAUAUUACAUUAUAACAGAACAAAAUCUGGCGUCGAUACAGUCGACCAAAAAUGCUCUUCGUAUACAACACAAAGAAUCACAAGAAGGUGGCCUCUAGCAAUAUUCUUUAGAAUUUUAGAUAUUGCAGGAAUAAACUCCGAAAUUAUAAUCAAUAAUAAUAGACCAGCAGAUACGCCGCCAAGAAGAAGGAAGUAUUUGACCUCUCUAGGUUCAUCCCUUAUGGAAAAUAAUCUAAAGGAACGCGCUAAGAUAGAAACACUUCCUAAGGACAUCAGGGAAUUCCUAUCUCGCUACAACACUCCUGUUAAUGUCCCUGUCGCACUGACUGAAAAUCGGAUUGGUCGUUGUCAUAUAUGCAGUGCACACAAAAAUAGCAAAACAACAGUUACUUGUAGUCAAUGCAAAAGAUUUGUUUGUAAAUCACACUGUGAAAAAUUGGUGCAAUGUAAUAGUUGUCUUUAUCCCCCAAUGGAGGAAGACUAGUUUUUAAAAACUAUAUAUACUCGUAUAUAUAUAUACAUAUAUUCCUUUUUGUAAAACGUUUACUUGUAGAAAUGUAUUUUUGAUUUUUAUUACUUGAGAAUCUCUUGAUGUUUUUGUAUUUAUUUUGAGUU